GGGAAGAGGCGGGGUUUCCGGCGGGUGACCCUGGUGAGUCCUUCUGCGCCUGGGAGGGAGCCCGGAGCAGAGCGGCGAUGGGGCUGCGGGACGAGGAGAUGCUGGGGAGCCGCAGCAGGGAACCCGAGGAAGAGGAAGAGGAGGAGGAGGCAGAGCUAGUGGAUCCUUUAACCACAAUAAGGGAGCACUGUGAGAAGACUGAGAAGUGCGUGAAGGCACGGGAGAAGCUGGAGCUGUGUGAUGCGCGAGUGUCCGCAAGGUCCAACACACAGGAGGAAUGUACGGAAGAGCUUUUUGACUUCCUGCAUGCCAGGGACCACUGUGUGGCUCACAAACUCUUUAAGAAUCUGAAAUAAAUGUUGGAGCAAGUCCCACCAUCUGUCUCCAUCCUUCAGCUGGAACACGGUGCAGUUUCUUUUUGGAUUCCAAGUGCUGCUUGCUGCCCGUUAUUGUGAAUGUACAGUAUAAGUAUAUGAGCAGCUUCCUGGUUGUACUGCGGUGAUCCAGGUGCCACCGUGUCAUUGCAUCUAUCUUCCGUGAAAAAUGUGCAGCUGUAACAAAACCGUCUUCUGUGGUUUUCCAUAUUAAACAUAUUCAAAGUU
This is a messenger RNA of Mauremys mutica (yellowpond turtle), 602 nucleotides long. Its product is annotated as cytochrome b-c1 complex subunit 6, mitochondrial. Lineage: Eukaryota; Metazoa; Chordata; Testudines; Geoemydidae. The record is from RefSeq and is a predicted model, not a curated record. Gene Ontology annotation, biological process: mitochondrial electron transport, ubiquinol to cytochrome c. Bases 78 to 356 code for a protein of 92 amino acids. The transcript has 4 exons.